Molecule: messenger RNA, 1337 nt
Organism: Capsella rubella
Lineage: Eukaryota; Viridiplantae; Streptophyta; Magnoliopsida; Brassicales; Brassicaceae
Exons: 1
Coding region: 17-1207 (396 amino acids)
Cellular component (GO): endoplasmic reticulum
Source: RefSeq, a predicted model, not a curated record
GAAAUUUGGUCAAAAGAUGGAAGUAUCUCAGAUGAAAGCGAACAUGUUGAUGUCGUCGUCGUCGCCUUCCACUCGAUGCAGAUCGUUCUUCUUCUUCCCAAUUCUAUUCGCCGUCGUCGUCCUACUUCUUGGACUUCCGAUUCUAUCCUCCGCCGAUAAGCGCCACGUUAUCAACUUCCGAUCCCCGGGACUCUACCCGGAGGGAUUAACCUGGGAUCCAAGGGACCAGCACUUUCUCGUUGGUUCCCUCCACAGCCGCACUAUUCAUUCCGUCUCCGACGCUGGAGUCGUCGAAACCUUCAUUUCCGAUCCCGAUCUACCGGAGAACGCUACUAUCCUCGGUCUCGCCGUUGACUCUACUAAUCGCCGUCUACUUGCCGCCAUCCACUGCGCACCGCCUCUCCUUCCCUUCAGUGCCCUAGCCGCCUACGAUCUCCGCAGCGGAGGCCGCCGUAUCUUCCUCUCUGCUCUCCCCUCGCUUCCCGGAGACGACGAGGACAUCUCCCGCGAUAUCGCCAAUGACGUGGCUGUUGAUUUCAAAGGCAACGCUUACGUCACCAACUCAGCCAAAAACUUCAUCUGGAGAGUCGAUCGCGACGGCGCUGCCUCCAUCUUCUCCAGAUCGCCGGUGUUCAAUUCGCAGCCGGUGGCGGCAGACGCGGACGAAACUUUCCGCGAUUGCGGCUUGAACGGGAUCGUGUACAUCAGCAAAGGCUACCUCCUGGUUGUGCAGAGCAACACAGGGAAGAUGUUCAAAGUGGACGAAGAUACCGGCACGGCGAGGCUGGUGCUGCUGAACAGAGAUGUGAUUGCAGCAGACGGGAUGACUAGGAGAAGGAGAGACGGCACGGUCAUGGUGGUGUCGCAGAAGAAGCUCUGGUUACUCAAGAGCCAAGACAGCUGGAGUGAAGGAGUGGUUUAUGACGAAAUUGACCUCGACGUCGAAGGCUUUCCGACAGCGGUGACUGUGGCGGGGCGGGAUAGGAUAUAUGUCUUGUAUGGGAGAGUGAUGGAAGGCAUAAUGAAAAGUUACAAAGGACAAGGAGAGAGGGAAUGGUUUGGGAUUGAAGAGGUUUGGUCGGAGAAGGAAGGCGGGGAAGAUAAGAUUUGGUUGUAUGUGUUGAUCGGGUUUGGCUUCGCUUACUUCUGUAUCUGGAGGUUUCAGAUGAAGAAGCUCAUCACUAACAUGGACAAAAAGAUCACCUAACCCUUCUACUUUUUUUUAUCUUCAGUUUUUUAUUAACACGUUUUGUAAUAGGAAACAAUAGCACAAAACAGGAUGUAGUGUUAUUUACUCGUUGGGUUGGGUGUUGGAAAUGAAAAGCUUUUGAUUCUCA